Molecule: messenger RNA, 2968 nt
Organism: Vespa velutina
Lineage: Eukaryota; Metazoa; Arthropoda; Insecta; Hymenoptera; Vespidae
Product: cilia- and flagella-associated protein 58-like
Exons: 11
Coding region: 66-2747 (893 amino acids)
Cellular component (GO): cytoskeleton
Source: RefSeq, a predicted model, not a curated record
UUUAAUUGCAGGUAAUUUAAAAAAGAUAAAAAAGAUAAAAAAAAGAAAAAAAGAGAAAGAUCAUCAUGAUGGACAUGGAAAUGAACGCCGGUUUAGGUGAUGAUGAAAGCGAGAGUAGUCAAUCAUCUUCAGAGGGUAGUUCAGCGAGCAGUACGUUUUGUAACUUAGAAAAUGACUAUGCUAGGAUCAUAAAAGAAAUGAAGACAAAUGAUGCUUUAGCAGCAUUCGAGACCGACUAUAAAAGACUUUUUGAGUCCUUAUAUAAGUCUCAUAAAAAUGAAAAAGAACUCAUGGAGAAAUGCAAUUCAUUGACGAACGAGAUAAUCGAGAAUACACAACAAAUAAAUGACCUGAAGAAAAACAUUGAGAUUGAUUCUUCCGAGAUCGUAAGGCUUAAACAAGAGAUCGAGAAGGCUUUGAAAUUAGCGGAUGCUGCACAUACGCGUGAACAAAAUGCGCAAGAAGUUAUUGACAAUCUAAGAUUGAACAUAACGAAAUUAGUUCGUGAAAUUGAAGUGAAGAACAAACAACUUGCUGGCGAAGAUGAUUCUGGUGUAAGCAAACAAAAAGAAACCUUAUUGAGAGAAAAAGAAAAAUUAUUGGGUGAGAUGACGACGUUGAAGGGACGAUUAAAAAAUAUGUCCCAAUAUAUCGAGGAACUCGAGGAGAAGAACAUUAUGGCAGAUCAGAAGAUUAGCGAGAUACAAGAGACAUUGGACAUACGUACGAACGAAGUUUCGAGGGAGAAAAGAGUAAAAGAGAAAGUGGAAGAGGAUUUUCGUCGAAUGGAGAAUGAACUUCUUAUAAAGACUGAAGAUCUUGAGAGUACCAACGAAACAUUGAAAACUGCUACCGAUAACAUUAAGAAGUUAGAGACUAUGUUGAAAGAGCAAAAGUUAAUAGACGAUAAGUUGCAGAAAGAAUUGAAUAGGCUUACGGUGAAAAAUUUAACUAUUCAAGCGAAUUUGGAUCAUGCGAAUACACAGAUCGAUGCAAUGGAAAAGGAUAUUAUUGAUAAAGAGAAAAUAUUUAAAAUGACGAAGAAUGAACUUAAUAGAACAAAGGGGGAAAGCGCAAAAAAUAAGUCAGACAAGGAUAUAUUGGAGAAGAAAUUUUUGCGACUUAAUUAUGAAAAAAGCAAAUUCGAACAGGAAAUGAAACAGGCAAUUAUAAAUUUGAAGAAUGCCGAUCACGAAAUAACAAUGUAUCAAAAGCAACAAAUAGAGGAUAAGAAACAAUAUGAGAUAUUAACUCGCGAUAAGAAUAUUUUGGCAAGGAACAAUGAGAAUUUGAAGGAACAAAUUAGAGCUUUUGAGCACGAUAUAAUGGUGCACAAUGUAAGCCGAAAGAAAUUGGAACGUGAGUUUAAUAAUAGUAUAUAUAGGGAGAUCGAAUUAAAAAAGGAAAUCGAAACGAUUGAAAAGGAGAGAGAUAAAUGUAAUUUUCAAGUGCGGGAACUCGUUGAAAAAAUCGACGAUUACGUAAGCGAGAUCAAGGUGAAACAAGUAGAAAUCUUGGAUUAUAACAAAAGACUCGUUGAGUCUGAUUCGAAAUAUCGUCAACAACAGAACUUAUUUGAGAUCGUUCGUGCCGAGAGGAAUACUUGUCAGAAAAGCUUAAUGGUAGCGCAUGACGAUAUUCAGGAAUUUAAGAGCAAAUUACAAUUAACGACACAACAGAUUGAACAAUUGAAGGAGGAGAUUUCCAUGAAGGAGGCUGAUUUGAUCAAGAAAGACUUUGUACUUGGAAGGGUCGAAGCGGAAAAGGAAACGUUAAAAGUUGAUCUUCAAUCUGCACGUAAGGAUAUCUCAGAUUUGAGACGUGAAAUCGACAAAAUGAAGCAAGAGGAAAAGCGUCUACGACAGACUAUACAUGAAGCGGAUAGAGACAUAGCUCGUCAUAAGAAGGAUAUCGAUAAUGUCAUGAACGAACGCAAUAUUCUUGGCACGCAAUUGGUUAGACGAAACGACGAGCUCUGUUUGCAAUAUAACAGGAUGAAGAUAUUGAACGGAACGCUUCAACGUGGUAAACAACAAUACAAUGAACGCCUUGAAGAUAUCAGAUUGCUUAAGCUUGAAGUGAACAAGCUUAGAACCGAAAAAGUCUUAUUAAUGAAAAGCAUAAAUAAUACGUCCGACAUGCGUUAUGAGAUUUUUCAUUUGAACAGAAAUCUUACUAGGGAAAGAUUAAAGGUCAUGGCUCUUGAGGAAGAAAUGCAAACGCCAUUGAAUAUUCAUCGUUGGCGAAAACUCGAAUUCUCCGAUCCAUCAUCCUAUGAAAUGUUGAGCAAGAUCCAAUUACUUCAAAAGAGAGUUAUCAAGAUGUCAGCAUUGAUAAUAGAUAAGGAAAAGAGAGUACAGGAUACUGAGAAGUUGUACAUAAAUCUUCGUGAGAUUAUGGCUAAACAACCGGGGCCACAGAUAACAAUGGCCUUGAAUAAAACGCAAAAGGCGUUAAGAGAUAGAGGGAAUAAGAUGAAGUGUCUCGUUUCCGAGCUGAACAUGUACGAAGUUGAAAUAAAGGAAUACAAAUUCGAUAUCGAACGUAUGAGCAAAGAAAUGUGCGAAUUAAAGACGAAGUAUUACGCACAGAAACGAAAAUUGCAAAAGGCCAAAGAAAAUAAAUCGAAGUCCUUGACGGAACCAAUUUUACCAGCUCUACCGACGAAACAAAAAAAAUUUUUUGGUGGUGGCUUCAAUAUGACAAUGCCCACGCCAAGAUCAUCUUCUGCUUUGGAUUCUGCAUAAAUAGUUGAAAAAAAAGGUCAGAGGUAUAUAUAACGAAGUAUUUAAUAUAUAUAUAUACAUAUACAUAUGUAUAAAGUGGAGAAAUAGGUAUGAUUAUUUUGAAUCAUCAAAUCAGAAUUCAAAAAAGUAAUUUGUUUAUUAAUUAUUUAUUAAUUAAUGUAAUUUUAUGAAUCAAUAGCAAAUCUGAAUUUUGUCUUCUUUUUUUUUUUGGCGAAAUAAAA